GCCUCCCCUCCCUCCCCUCCCACCUGUCCGCCUCCCCUCCCACCUCCCUGCGCGCUCCUCCGCCGCCGCCCUCGCCUUCUCGGAGUGGGGCUUUUCCAAGCAGACUGCCUCCCUCCUGCUCGUUUUCUGCCGCCGCCUCCGCCGCCGCCGCCAUCUUUCUUCCUGGAGUAAUUUCUUGAAAUUUCUGGUUUUCCUUUUGGGGCCAACCAGCCCAAGAACCCGCUCGCUGCUGCCCCUGGCUCCAUGGAAGGCUUCUUGGUCAGCCUGAACCCCUUCCGAUUCAAGCCGAUUUGGCCCGCAAGAACUGCCCCCAAGUCUCUUUGAAGCCCCAGAAAUCCUCCUCCCCCGGGGAUUGCAAGGAAUCCCCGGCCGCCGUUCCCCAACCCCCAGCUUUCCACGUUAAUCUCAAGUUCCCCGUGCAAUUCUUGCGUCCUCCGAGGUUUCGGAGAGACGCCCCCCGCUCCCCCUUCUUCCCCGAGAACCCUAAAGCCGCUUUCUUCGUUUUGAGGACCCCCCCUCCCCCUCCCCCCGGAAGGUCAUGAGCCUGUCGCCAAAGGCUCCUUCCUUUGUUUAGUACUCCGGGCUGGGGGAUGCGUCCUGUUGGUACCGCGGCAAGCAUGGCGAGGGAGGACCGACCGGAGUUCGUGAGGUGGAGCGAGGAGUUCCUCUCGCAGGAGAGGGGCAGCCGCGUCGUGCAUUAUUACUUGGAAGACGCCGAGGGCGUGUCUCACUUGGCAGUCGUGGGCACGGAGCGGAGCCUGCGCCACAUGCUCUACGUCGUGUCAGAGGAUUUCCACGGGCCGCAGGGAUCCGGUGGUGCUGAUGGUGGGCAGGGGAUGUUUGCGCGCAAGUGGCGGUCACGCCGUGAGGUGGUGGAUUGGCUCGAGUCCUUCCUUCCGGCGAAGACCCUCACCUCAAAUUUUUCAAAAUCUGGACCUCGUAUGGGCAAUGAUGUUGGAUUAGAUGGAUACAGCGAAACUGAUAGCUAUGUGUGUCACAAUCUGGGUACAACUUGCAGUACAGACAUUAUGUGGUCUGGUCCAUUCUGGACUUGUAGCAAGCAGCUUCAGCACUAUCAAGCCUUUUGUCGUAAUGGAACCACAAUAUCUAUCCACUCUUUUGCACUUGUCAUGUCUGAGGAGGAAAACCGUUAUCUUGCAUACUUGGAGGAUAUGUAUGAAGAUAAGAAGGGACUCAAGAAAGUUAAAGUGCGAUGGUUUCAUCAAAACCAGGAAUUUGCUUGUGCCAUACCUCCUCCUGCUCCUCAUCCUUGUGAAGUUUUCAUCACCUCUUAUUCUCAAGUAAUCAGUGUUGAGUGUGUCGAUGAUAUUGCUACUGUUUUAACCCCAGAGCAUUAUGAAAAAUGUGGGGACACUUUGCCAAAUAGUUCAUUGGCGGGGAUCCGUUUCUGCUUUCGUCAGUACAGCAAAAAUAAAUUUAAGCAUUUUGACUUGAGAACAUUGCGUGGAUAUUUUAAUCAAGCUGCUGUCCUAUCCUUGAAAGUUUCACCUGAACAAGAAAAGGAUGGUUCUGAUGUCAUAAGGAUAGUCAGACAUUGUUCACCUGGGAAGACCAAGUCUUCAAAGCAGUUCGAGAGGCUUUAUUCGAAAUGUUUGGGUACCAAAAUCUGCCGAAGCCCACAAGCAGAUUCCAUACCAUCUUAUCAGAAGCCAAGUAAUAAACAAUCUCCUGUAAGACAUCUCUCAGUUAAGUUUAUAGGGCCCCAGAGUCAGCCUAUGCCAACCUACAACGUUGGUGACAAGAUAGAGGUCUUAUCUCAAGACAGUGGCAUUGUGGGCUGCUGGUUCAGGUGUACAGUUCUGAGGCCAUGUACUAGUCAUGACAAACUGAAGAUUCAAUAUGAUGAUCUCGAAAAUGCUGAUGAUUGUGGUAAAUUGGAGGAGCGUGUACGUGCCUCUAUAUUGGCUCUUCCUGAUAAACUUGGACUGAGAUGCCCAGGCCGGCUAAGAAUUAGGCCACGUCCUCAACAAAAGACUUUGGUCGAUGACACUGCUCUUUUACCUGGAACUGCUGUUGAUGUCUGGCAAUUUAAUGGCUGGUGGGAAGGAGUUUUAGUGAGUACAGAUGCCGGUUCAUCUGAUGGCCUGCAAAUAUAUUUCCCAGGUGAAAACUCUUUUCGUGUAUGCCAGCUAAAUGAUAUAAGAAUUUCAAGAGAUUGGAUCAAGAGUCGUUGGAUACAUAUAGAAAGGAAGCCAGAUGUGUUGUUGAGAAUACCUUCGGUUGGUGUCCAAACUAGGCAACUUGAUAACAUGACAUCCACUGUUCGUUUGGGCUCCAAUUCUGCACUAUCUGAUCAAGAGCUUGCAGUUGUGCAAGCAAACUCCAGUCGAGAUAAACAGACUGGAGUCAGUAUGCAAACUGAUGUUAGUUUGAUUGACAAGGCCUCUGCUUCUAUAGAUGAUGAGAAGCAAACAAUAUUAGGGAAGCGAUAUGCUGAACAUGACUGCAAUGGGGAAGAAACAGGAGCUGCUAAGCAAACUGAGACUAGUUUAACUGAGACCGCCUCUGCAGCUGCAGAGAUUGAAAAGCAAACGAUGUCAGGGAAGCGGCUUAGGGAUGGUACUGCAGAACAGAACUGCAAUGGGCAAAUGUUUAGUUUGACUGAUAAGGGCUCUGCUUCUGUAGAGGAUGAUGAGAAGCAAACAGUGUUAGUGAAGCGAGUGAGGUAUGAUGACGCUGAACAGGACUGCAAUGGGGAACAAACAGGAGCUGCUACGCAAACUGAGGUUAGUUUAACUCACACGGCCUCUGCAGCUGCAGAGGAUGAAAAGAGAACGAUAUUGGGGAAGCGGCCUAGGGACGAUGCCGCGGAACAGAACUGCAAUGGGGAAGUGUUCUGUUCAACUGAUAAGGGCUCUACUUCUAUAGAUGAUGAUGAGCAAACAUUAUUAGCAAGGGGGCCUAGGGAGGGUGAUGCUGAUCAGCACUGCAAUAAUGAAGUGUUAAGUUUGACUGAUAAGGCAGCUACUUCUGUAGAGGAUGAAAAGGAGACAAUACUAGGGAAGCGGCCAAGGGAUGAUGGUGCUGAACAGCAGUGCAACGAUGAAGUAUUCAGUUUAACUGUCAAGGCUUCUCCUCCUAUAGAGGACGAGAAGCAAAGAGUAUUAGGGAAGCGACAUAGGGGCGACGAUGAUGAACAAGACUGCGACGGGGAAGUAGGCGUAGACUUAGAUGUCAGCAAGCCGUGAAGUUUGGGAAACUUCAGCCUCGUUGGACUUCAUGUACAUAGCUAUAGAUAUGGUAAUGCAACCCCCGUGAAGGGGUUUUACUAGGUCUCCGAUAGCAGAGGGCGUCGACAUCACGUCUCAUACGCAUAAUUUUCCUAGUUUCUGCAUUUUGCUCCUAGUCGUCUCAUAUCUGUCACCAGAUACAUGGAUUGGAGACUAAAUAUUACCGUUCGCAGUCAUAUUGUAUAGGAGUGACUUUUGCUUCAAAGUUAAAUCCUCAGUUGCAAAAGUUGUGCGUCUGUUGAGAACA
This is a messenger RNA of Triticum aestivum (bread wheat), 3498 nucleotides long. RefSeq lists its product as uncharacterized. Gene Ontology annotation, molecular function: chromatin binding. The record is from RefSeq and is a predicted model, not a curated record. The coding region runs from base 591 to 3209 and encodes 872 amino acids. Lineage: Eukaryota; Viridiplantae; Streptophyta; Magnoliopsida; Poales; Poaceae. The transcript has 6 exons.